This is a messenger RNA of Hevea brasiliensis (rubber tree), 1784 nucleotides long. Its product is annotated as transcription repressor KAN1. Lineage: Eukaryota; Viridiplantae; Streptophyta; Magnoliopsida; Malpighiales; Euphorbiaceae. Gene Ontology annotation, molecular function: transcription cis-regulatory region binding. The record is from RefSeq and is a predicted model, not a curated record. Gene Ontology annotation, biological process: abaxial cell fate specification; regulation of DNA-templated transcription. The transcript is spliced from 6 exons. Gene Ontology annotation, cellular component: nucleus. The coding region runs from base 342 to 1571 and encodes 409 amino acids.
GAUAAAAGAGAGAGAGAAGCUUUGUUGAAGUGUCGUUUUCUUAUAUAUACUCUCGAGGUAUAGUAGGAAACACAGACCAUCCCUAAAAUUUUUCACUUUCUUUCUCUCCCCAUUCCCUUCCCAAUUCAUUCUUCUUGCACUACCACACAUCUUCUCUCUCUCUCUCUCUCUCUCCCCCUUCUCUUUCACACAGUUUCUUUUCUUUUCUUUUCUUUCUUUUUUUGUGGUUUUCUUUUCCAAAUCAUAUCUGUACUUGAAGAGAAAUAAAUUUAGUUGUGGAUUCUCUAUAUUGAGAAAAAAACGAUCGCAGCUGCUUCAACCCCAUUUCUUUGGGAAUAAAAAUGUCCCAUAAAGGAGGAAUUUUUCAUAACCAAUCUUUGAAUCAGAUUCCAGACCUCUCACUGCACAUAAGCCUUCCAAAUAGAACUCCUUCUUCAAUAUGCACUGGUACAAAUGAUGCUGAUGAUUCAACUUUUGAUGUUUGGCGCAAAGAUGAUGCCCUGAAAUCACACAAAGACAGUUCAAUGAAAGUUGGGUCUGAACCAGAUGAAACCAUCUGCCUUUCUUUAGCGGCAAAUCCUGCGCCUACUAUAGCUUUAGAAGUAGAAAGCCCUUGGAGAAGAAUAAGCUACGCUGGAGGUGGCGGCGGCAGCCAAGCCGAUCAAGCAAGGCAAAGAAAUUUUCUUCUUCAAAGUGCUAACGGUGGCUCUAUGAGUCAAAUAAAUCAUGGGAUCUCAGGCUUCAAACCCUUAAAAGGGAUUCCAGUUUACAAUAGCUGGAACAUCAAUUCUGGAGAGAUGGAUCCCAGAUUUUGCUUUAACCAAAUACCUUAUUCAUCAUCUUGCACUCCUUACCCAUGUUCUUCUCCAGGUGAUACCUGCAGUUCUUUUCCGGAUUAUAGAAUGGGGACAUCAUCAGUUCGACCACAGUAUCAAUAUGGGGGUGGAGUUGGAGGUGCGGAGGUUUAUGGAAGUGGGAUGAUUAGAUCAAGAUUUAUACCAAAGCAACAAAACAAGAGGAACAUGAGAGCACCAAGAAUGCGAUGGACGAGCUCUCUCCAUGCUCGUUUUGUUCAUGCUGUGGAGCUCCUUGGGGGCCAUGAAAGAGCUACACCCAAGUCAGUUUUAGAGCUGAUGGAUGUCAAGGAUCUAACACUAGCGCAUGUCAAAAGCCAUUUACAGAUGUAUAGAACUGUUAAAAGCACUGACAAACCUGCAGCUUCCUCAGAUGGAUCCGGUGAUGAAGAUUUCUUGUCUGUAACAACUCCCGUUAAUCUAAAUGCUAACCACAAAGCAUCUUCAUGUGUGUCUCUACAACAUGAUAAUGGGUACACUACUUCCUCAACUCCAUGGAGCAACUCUUCCAGAGAAAGAUGGCUGCAUAGCGGUUCAAGGAAUCUGGAAGGGCUUAGACGACCAGAAAACCUAUCAUCUCAACAAGCAUCCGAAAACCAAUUCGAGGAAAGUGAUUUAGCUCAAUCAAGAACCUUUAGAUUACUCUGUAAUCAAUUACUUGAGACUCCAAGUUUGGAGUUUUCCUUAGGAAGACCAGAUUGGCAAAGCAAAAGCUAGCUUUUCCACCUAUGAUGCAUCCUAUUUUACUUUUACUUUUUACUUUUUUUUUAUUUUCUUUGUUUAGCAAGAAAAUAUAUAUAGAUGAAACAUACAAGUAUUUUAAGGGCGUAGAAAGCUGUAAUGUUGUAAUGAUAAGAAGAAGGGAAAAAAAAGAGAGCUUAUGUUGUAUCAGUUCCAUCUGCACCAAUGAAAGAAAAAAGGGUUAUGUUC